Candida dubliniensis CD36 is the source of this 1014-nucleotide messenger RNA. RefSeq lists its product as uncharacterized. The coding region runs from base 1 to 1014 and encodes 337 amino acids. The transcript has a single exon. The record is from RefSeq and is a predicted model, not a curated record. NCBI's taxonomy places the organism in Eukaryota, Fungi, Ascomycota, Pichiomycetes, Serinales, Debaryomycetaceae.
AUGACAGCCUCUGCCCAUUAUAACUAUAACAGAAGAAAUUCCAGUGCAACACCGUACACAAUACCAACAAAACAUCAACCACAACACCAAUCCCCCAUGGUGUCUUCAUAUCAAGUUCAUCAUCAUCAACAUAGUAACAAUCCACAGACGCGACAAUUCACAUCUUAUCAACCGUCAUAUGCUCAGGAAUCAGCAAUAUCGUCGCCUCCAUUAUCGGCAUCGGUACCGACAUUAUCGCGAGAAUUUGUUGUGCGCAGAAUUAGUGAAGGUGAGACCGGACGAUUGAAAGAGGAAUUGAGGUGUGAAGCAUGUGGGAAAGGGUAUAAACAUAUAUCGUCUUUGGCUAAACAUUUAUGGGAACAUACCCCAGAAUGGAAUGUUACAAAAAAAUUGUUAAUUUCAAAACAUCAACAAGUGCAAUUGUUGGAAGCUGCCAGUAUUUUAGUGGGUAUGAAUGAAAAUAAUACUAAUGGUACGGCUAUAGGAGUAAAUGGCAAUGCUCAUCUGGCGUAUCAUGCCCGUACAUUUUCAGAUCAAUACAAUGCCCCACCGUAUUCUCCACCUAGUACUUCACAUACGUCAGAUACAUCAACGACUCCCACAAUAAAUCAUAGUAAUAACCAGGAUGUUUAUGGGAACCAAGAGCAACAGGGUAUUCAAUUCAGAAAUGGGUAUCAUCACCAUGAAUAUGAAGCUGAAGAGUAUGACGAUUAUGAUGCACAAAAAAGAAUCGAUUACGGUCGUUCCCGGUCGGUUUCUCAUGAACCUCCAACUACAAACCAUUCGAAUCAUAGUUCAACAUCCCCCAUGGUGGGAACAACCAAUGAAAAUAAGUUUGAAAGGUCAUUAAAGUCACCGACUUUGUCAUAUAUAAACAAUUCCGAGGAAUUACCUGUGAAAACCAAUUUUUCAAUUGUGAAGAACAAAGUAGAAAUUGAUGAUAUUUUGGAUAAAAGAACAGGAUUGUCAUUGUCUGAUGACGAAGAUGAAGUAAUUGGAAGAAUGGAAGAUUGA